GGCGGGGCCUUCCCGGCCCCCUGGAUCCCAGCCCGCCCCGUGCGCAGGGAGGCGGCCCCGGGGAGGCACCAGCCGCGGGGCGGGAGGUCGCUGCCCGGGCGGAGGAAGCGGCCGGGGCCGGAGCCGAGCCCGGCGAUGGCUGCAGCGGGGCCGGCGCAGCAGCUGCGGGUGGCGUUUGAGGACGUGGCUCUGUAUUUCAGCCGGGAGGAGUGGGGGCUCUUAUCCCGGCCAGAGAAGCAGCUGUACCGGGACCAGAUGCUGAGGAAUUACCGGGCCCUUGUUUCCUUGGGUUCUUCAGGUUCCAAACCGGACUUAAUCCACCGGAUCGAGCUAGGGGAGGCAGAGCUCUGGAUCCGGGAUGCUGAGAUCUCCAGGGUAAACUCUGGGCCUGAGAGCCCCUCCUCAGCAGGGCUCAGGAUCCCGGGAGGAACGAGUACACAGUCUGAAUGUGGAGAGAGCACGGGAGGAACGCAGAAUCCCGCAGCCCACAGAGGGAUCCAUGCACAGGACACAGUCCAUCCCCGGGGCAGACUCAGGCAGAGACCGGACCUGGCUACACACCAGAGACUCCCCAUGGGCCGGUGUCCCCAUCGCUGUAUCGACUGCGGCAAGAGGUUCAGCAACCCCUCCGCACUGACCCAGCACCGGUGCAUGCCCACCGGGGAGCAGCCGUAUUGCUGUGCUGACUGCGGCAGAAGAUUCAGAUGGUCCUCGGUCCUGAAAAUACACCAGCGCACACACACGGGGGAGCGGCCGUAUCGCUGCGCUGACUGCGGCAAGAGCUUUGCGGAGAGCUCACACCUGAGAACACACCAGCGCACGCACACUCGAGAGCGGCCGCACCGCUGCGCCGACUGUGGAAAGGGCUUUGCACAAUUUUCGUACCUGAGAAGACACCAGCGCACGCACACCGGGGAACUGCCAUACAGCUGUGCUGACUGCGGCAAGGGCUUUGCCCAGAACUCAAGCUUGAGAAUGCACCAGGUCACACACAGCGGGGAGCGGCUGCACCGCUGCGCCGACUGCGGCAAGAGCUUUGCAGCGAGCGCAAGCUUGAGAAGUCACCAGCGCACGCACAGCGGGGAGCGGCUGUAUCGCUGCACCCACUGCGGCAAGGGCUUUUCAACGAGCUCAAAGCUGAGAAGUCACCAGCGCACGCACACCGGGGAGCGGCCGUACCGCUGCCCCGACUGUGGCAAGAGCUUUGCGGAGAGCUCACACCUGAGAGCCCACCGGCGCACGCACACCGGGGAGCUGCCGCACCACUGUGCUGACUGCGGCAAGGGCUUUCAUCGGAUCUCAACCCUGAGAAGGCACCAGGGCAUAGAUACCCGGAAGUGGCUGCACCGCUGCACCGACUGCGGUAAGUGUUUUUCACAGAGCUCACACCUGAAAAUACACCAGCGCAGGCACACCGGGGAGCGGCCGCACCGCUGCGCCGACUGCGGCAAGAGCUUUGCAGAGAGCGCAAACCUGAGAAGACACCGGCGCACGCACACCGGGGAGUGGCCGCUCCACUGUACCGACUGCGGCAAGGGCUUUGCCCAUAGCUCAAACCUGAGAACACACCAGCGCACGCACACAAGGGAGCGGCCGUACCGCUGCAACGACUGCGGCAAGAGCUUUGCAAAGAGCUCGACCCUGAAAACACACCAGCGCACGCACACCGGGGAGCGGCCCUACCACUGUGAUGUUUGCAAGAAAAGCUUCAGCAAUGCCAGUACGCUGACCAAACAUCUUCGCACACACGCACGGGGAUCGCUGCACCGCUGCGCUGACUGCGGCAAGGCCUUUGCAUGGCGCUCACACCUGAGAAGACACCAGCGCGCGCACACUGGGGAGCGGCCAUACUGCUGCGCUGACUGCGGCAAGGCCUUUGCGGAGAGCUCAAAGCUGAGAAUACACCAGCGCACGCACACCAGGGAGCGGCCGCACCGCUGUGCCCAGUGUGGUAAGGGAUUCCGCUGUGCUUCCACCCUGACACUGCACCAGCGAACGCACACCGGGGAGCAGCCACACCGCUGCGCUGACUGUGGCAAGGGCUUUGCAGAGAGCUCAAAGCUGAGAAUACACCAGCGCACGCACACCGGGGAGCGGCCGUACCGCUGUGCUGACUGCGGCAAGGGCUUCGCACAGAGCUCAACCCUAAGAAUACACCAGCGCACACACACUGGGGAACGGCCACAUCGCUGUGCUGACUGCGGCAAGGGCUUUGCACGGAGCUCACACCUGAGAAGUCACCAGCGCACGCACACCGGGGAGCAGCCGCAUCGCUGCGCUGACUGCGGCAAGGGCUUUGCAGAGAGCUCAAAGCUGAGAAUACAUCAGCGCACGCACACCGGGGAGCGGCCGUACCACUGUGCUCACUGUGACAAGGGCUUUGCACAGAGCUCAGCCAUGAGAAUACACCAGCGCACACACACCGGGGAGCGGCCGUACCACUGUGCUGACUGCGGCAAGGGCUUUGCAGACGGCUCAAGCCUGAAAACACACCAGCGCACGCACUCCGGGGAGCGGCCGCACCGUUGUGCCCAGUGUGGUAAGGGAUUCCGCAGUGCUUCCACCCUGACACUGCACCAGCGAACGCACACCGGGGAGUGGCCGCACCGCUGCGCUGACUGCGGCAAGGGCUUUGCGCGGCGCUCAGAGCUGAGCAGACACCAGCGCACACACACUGGGGAGCGGCCGCAUCGCUGUGCUGACUGCGGGAAGGGCUUUGCGGAGACAUCAACCCUGAGAACACACCAGCGCACGCACACCGGGGAGCGGCCGUAUCGCUGUGCUGACUGCGGCAAGGAUUUUGCACAGAGUUCAACCCUGAGAACACACCAGCGACACACCGGGGAGCAGCCGCACCACUGUGAUGAUUCUGGUAAGAACGUGAAAAAAACCAAUCCACCCACCCGGCACCAGUGCACGCACACUGGGGGGAGGACAUUCCGACGCGCUGGCUGCAGCAAGAGCUUUGCACGGGCCGCCUCCUUGCAAUCACAUUGGUUCUUUCACAGCUGAGAGCAGCAGUACAGCUGUGCUGACUGGGGCAAGCACUUUGCUAGAGUGGCCAACCUCACCCGGCACCCGGUCACACACACCGGUGCCCCUCUGCCACUGCCAGGGCCUGAGGGGCUUCUGGCAGCCCGUGGGCCUGACACAGUGCCAGCAGAUCCAGACCAGGGAGUGGUCCUGUCCCCAUGAUGCCCAGCAGAGAGACUGGGGGGCAGGGGAGGGGAUUUGGCUGAGCAAGUGUGGGGAAGAGCAGACAGGUGGAGGGAGUUUAGAGCAGAUGAUCACAGCCUACUGCAUUAGGGAGCCCUCCCCCUCAUGUAGGUGGGAUCCGGCCAUGUCUCUCUUUCUGUCCUACACUCACGCACUCAUUUCACUGGGCUGUAGCCAGGAUAACCCCUUCUCUCUCUCUCUCUCCUGGAUGGGACCCAGCCAGGAACUUCCCCCCCCCACAUCUAGCUCUGUUCCAGCCAGCGGGUGACUCUUGGGUGACAUCUAGAGGUGGACAGAGAGACAGUUGCACAGAGAGAGUUUCCCAUUACUCCUGGGGGAAUUCUGCGCCUAAAAAUUCUGCAAACAAUAUUUUAAAAUUUUGCAUAUUUAAUUUGUCAAAAUAACACAGUAUAAUCACACUGGUUUCAGAGUAGCAGCCGUGUUAGUCUAUAUCUGCAAAAAGAAAAGGAGUACUUGUGGCACCUUAGAGACUAACACAUUUAUUUGAGCAUAAGCUUUCGUGAGCUACAGCUCACUUUAUCAGAUGCAUGAACACUAGUUUCAGUUAUUUUGGUAAUUUAUUUCAAAAUUCCUGUCAGCAAGUAUGUCUGUAGCAAUGGAGAGAACAAAAAAAAGAUUCAGAAAGUGUUUUUUGACAAAUAGAUUCUUUACUAGGCAUAUUAACACAGAACUCUGAGUGAGAAUUCAUGUAAACUAUAAUACAGAAACCUAUUUCCUGCACCCCUCAGCAGUAGUACAAAGGCUUGGGGGAGUCAGGAGUAACAGAGGAGCUGAGAGGGAGGGAAGUAAUUGCUGGAAGUAGCCUGGGAGUGAAGCAGAAGGGUUGUUGGGUGUGGGUGGGAGAAGUAUGUAACAGAUUUGGGGGGGGCGCGGGAAUUGUUAGAGAGUUGGGGAGCCUCCCCCAUACUUCCCUGGCUGACUCCCUAGCCUCUCCCAUUCAGUUAGGCACAUCUGCCCCAUUCCUGUGUGUCCCUGCACCCUCCUUCCCCUAUCCCUGUGUGACCCUGCACUCCCACUCAGCCACACCUGCCCCUGUGUAGCCCCUAUCCCUGUGUGGUCCUGCACCCCCACUCCCACUUAGACCCUCACCCCAGUCUUCCCCCCCACCAGCCCUUCUGAACCCCAGCCUAUGUGGUCCCCGCAGCAGCCCUAUGUGCCCUGCUCUGUCUGCCCCCCCCCCACCCCUCCAUAUUGCCUGCUUCCUCACCUGGCCCCUUUGGGCAGUUUGCUGUGAGGAAUGCGACUUCUGCUACAGCUCUGAGCUGGCUGCCCUCUGUUCUGGUGCCAUAACAGCUCCUGGUGGGAGAAAGGUGUAACUGCAGCGCCUCUAUGGCAAAAUGUAUUUUCUGCCAAGGGGAAAAAAGUCUGCUGGGGACAUGAAUUCUGCGCCUGUGCAGUGGUGCACAAUUUCCCCAGGCCUAUACAGGAGACCACAUUCAGCCUGAGCUCCUGUAUAACACCGGCCAAAACUUCCCUGAGUUAAUGCCUGUUUGAACUACAGCAGAACUUUCAUUUUUUUUUUUAAAUCCAGUCUUGAUUUUAAAAUUGCCAGAGAUGAAGAAUCCACCAGGAUGCUUCAGAAGUUAUGAAUUGUACAUGCAUGGUUAAAAGUAGGGAAGGAAGUUUGUUUUUAUUUUACCAUGUGUCUGUGAAGAAGAGCUUUCAGUUGCCAUCUCUUCCCCUCCCCUCCCCUCCCCCCGACAGCUCACACUCUAGUGAAGAGAUGAAUUCUCUGUUGUAAAAACAGCUUAUGCACACGGCGAAAUGGUUGUGGACGUUCUCAGAGGAGAGUCAAACAGCACAAUGCCUCUUGCAGGGCAGCAGCCAUUGCACCAGAUGUGCAAAGGUGGGCUGAAGGCAGCAGUAGCCGGCUGCACAGUGUGGGCUUCAUUUCCUUUGGGCAGUGGCUGCUUUUUCCCUUCCAUGAAAGUCUGUCUGAUGCUUUGAUCGUCCCACCACUUACACAACAGCACCUUGAUUGGAUUGACACAGCCCAUCUGACCUGUGCUUUGGGGCUGGAGAAGGAAAAAAUCUGUCACAACACUUGGGGUAGGAGAGUUGUUUGAUUUGGUUGUACCUGAAAUAUAUUAUUCUAUUGAAAUACUUGAAGAUGGGGGCCAGCUGCACAUCACAAAGUGCUUUACAAAGCCACUUAGUGCCUCAAUCCCCAUUUUACAGAUGGGGAAACCAAGGCACAGAGAGCCUCACCCAAGGUCCAAUGGAACUCUGGUCUCCUGGCUCCCAGCCCGUAGCUCAGCCCACUGAACCACACUGCCUUUAAAAACAGCUCUUCAGUGUGUAAUGCCUUGCUGUGCCUUUAAAUGGGGCUUCACACACCCCUUCGUACAGCAUGAAAGAGUAACAGCCUCCACAACCCUCCUAAUGUCACUGCCACACUGGGCAAGGAGAGAUCUGACCACCCAGGAAUGCCCCAGCUUUUAAUGAGAUGAAAGGAGGGGCCUGUUCCACAGUGUGUACUUAUUGUAUGACUGGUAGGGUUGCCACCUGUCCAGGUUUUCGCUUUUGUGUCCGGGUGCCAUUUAGGGUUUCUGGGUGUCUGGCUUUAGGGAUCUGGCAACCCUAAAUGGUGCCCGAACCAAAAGUCCGGUUACGGGGCGGGAGGAGGCAGCAGUGCUGAGCGAAGAGAAAGGAGCUGAGGCAGGCGUACCAGAAGGCAAGGGAGGUAAACCGUCACUCUCGUCCCGCGCUGAAGACCUACCCCUUCUAUCAGGAGCUGGAUGCCACCCUUGGUGGUGACCUCACCUCCACCGCCAAGAGCCCUGUGGAUACUUUGGUGGGGCUGCAGGCGGUGGACAGGGGGCUCAAGCCCGAGAACGAAGUCCUGGACAAAGGUCAAGUUGGAGAACGUUGUGGAGUCGGUGGUAGGGUCAUCCGGUGGCACGGCGAGUCAGGAAUUCUCCACUCCGGAGGGGUCUAGCCGGUCUCAGCAAUCUAUUUGUGGCCCACAAGACACGGGAGAGAAGAACCAUAGUAAAUGUUCAUUUUGGAGCUCAUAUAUGAGGUAGAACUGUUCUUUCCUAUGUAUAUUGUGGCAGUGGGUGAAGGGAUAGAGAAAUUAAAAAGAAAAAAAUAAAUAAAACCCAAAAGCCUGCACACACAGCCCCAGUCACAAACCCCUCCCAGCUCUACUUCCUAAAACGAAUAAGCAUUCAUUCAAGCCAACUUAUGAACCACCAUAAGCAUACAUUCAAAUUAGUUUUAUAGAUGUCACCCACUCACAUACACAUUCAUACUUGUUUUUCAGCAUUAUUUUAUACAGAAUACGCACACAGCCUAGCUUAAAAGAAAUCUAACAGUGUUCAAUUGUUCAAUACACCCCAUGUAGACAAAAUGUAGGGCUAGUUUAAACUAUUUUAUGUUAGAGUUGAUUCCACUUUUUACCAGAGCUAUAAAUGUUGUUUUCUGACCUCUCUACACGCAUACAGACACAUAACACUUUAACAUCCACCCUUCCCUCCUCUUUCUCAAAACAAUUAAGAAUACACUCAAACCAAACUGCAUAUUAUUUUAUAGAUAAACUACUUUAAGCAUAUGUUCAAGUUAGUUUUAUUGACAGUUAAGUCUCACAGACCAUCAUACUUGUUUUCAGCAGUAUUUUAUACAAAACACACAGAGCCUAAUGUCAGGUAAAUCUAACAAUGUAAAGUUGGACAGUACACCCAUGUAUGAGACAAAAUGCAGAGCUGGUUAUUGACUUAUUUGGCACAUUUAGCAAAAUACUAAAAAAGAAAUAAGAAAUUCAUGAAACACUUAGGUCUGGCAGAAGCUAUAAAAAGCCCUAGAAACAUCUGCAUUUUGCCUCUUCCCUGCACUGAUCUCUGGACUAUGGACUUAUAAUAAAAGGUUUCAGAGUAACAGCCGUGUUAGUCUGUAUUCGCAAAAAGAAAAGGAGGACUUGUAGCACCUUAGAGACUAACCAAUUUAUUUGAGCAUGAGCUUAGCUUAGCUCAUGCUCAAAUAAACUGGUUAGUCUCUAAGGUGCUACAAGUACUCCUUUUCUUUUUAUAAUAAAAGGAGCAUUCUAACCAAUGGACUUGGGACCUUCCAUUCUUUUGGAUGCCAUCAGAGACUUAACAAGCCAACAGUUUAUUCCAUCACUGCUUCAAACCGGACACAAGCACUUUGCAAUGUGUGUAUAUAUUUGAUUCCUUUAACAGUUUUUACCCUCACCUCUUUCUUUCGCUUAUACAUAAAUCUUUAGAUCAGGGGUCUUAAACACAUGGCUUUCAAUCAGGAGUCUCAAACACGCAGUUCCCUGUUCCUGGCCAAUGGGAGCUUCGGGGGGAGGUACCUGGAGGAGCAGCCAGGGCAACACACAGACCCCUGUACCCCCCCUCCCCCAGGUUCCAUCCGCUUCCCGGAGCAGCGCGGGGGCAGGGCAGGCAGGCAGGAAGGGAGCCUGCCCUGCCCUGGUGCGUGCCAGGCCAGAGCCUGCCCCCCAAAACCCCUCCUGCAGCCAAACCCCCUGCCCUGAACCCCCUCCUGCACCCCGACCCCCUGCCCUGAGCCCCCUGCUGCACCCCACACCCCUCCUGCACCCUGAGCCCCCUGCUGCACCCCACACCCCUCCUGCACCUCAACUCCCUGCCCUGAGCCCCCGCCACACCCUACCUGCACCCCCUGGGGGCAGGGAGGGGGCAGAGUUGGG
Caretta caretta (loggerhead turtle) is the source of this 7906-nucleotide messenger RNA. NCBI's taxonomy places the organism in Eukaryota, Metazoa, Chordata, Testudines, Cheloniidae. The record is from RefSeq and is a predicted model, not a curated record.